Molecule: messenger RNA, 996 nt
Organism: Papilio xuthus (Asian swallowtail)
Lineage: Eukaryota; Metazoa; Arthropoda; Insecta; Lepidoptera; Papilionidae
Gene: unc-119
Product: unc-119 lipid binding chaperone
Exons: 3
Coding region: 172-816 (214 amino acids)
Biological process (GO): lipoprotein transport; cilium assembly; nervous system development
Cellular component (GO): cilium
Molecular function (GO): lipid binding
Source: RefSeq, a predicted model, not a curated record
UUUGCUAUGAAUAAAUAAUUAUGAAUUAUUUUAUUUCUACCGUUUCAAUGCAUUAAUAAAUCGAUAUGAUUUAAUUCUUUAGUCUCCUUGCAAUUUGCGUGCCUCUUAAUUUAUUUAUUAGCUAACUUUUUUCCUUGAAACUAAGCAUUUCAUUUGCACCUGUUCGUAAUAAUGAGCUUAGUUGGAAAGAAGUGCGAAUCAAUAUCGCUUUCUGAAACAAACAGGGGCGAUCUAAUUCCAAGUGAAAUCACACCUGACGACGUAUUGCGGCUAAAUAAAAUAACAGACACCUAUUUGUGCAGUCCAGAAGCAAACAUAUAUGACAUAGACUUUACCAGGUUCAAGAUACGUGAUUUAGAAACUGGUACGGUGUUAUUUGAAAUUGCGAAGCCCCCUACGGAUUUUGGUGUUGAUAAUGAAGGAGCAGAAGAUGCUUUGGAGGACGCUCUUGAUCCGAACGCUGGAAGAUUUGUUAGAUAUCAAUUUACACCUCAAUUUCUAAAAUUGAAAACUGUUGGUGCAACAGUUGAAUUUACAGUAGGUGCUCGUCCAGUAAAUCAUUUUAGAAUGAUUGAAAAACAUUUCUUCAGAGACACAUUGUUGAAGACGUUUGAUUUCGAAUUUGGCUUCUGUAUUCCAUUUUCAAGGAAUACUUGUGAACAUAUUUAUGAAUUUCCAACACUGCCACCUGAUCUAGUUGAUGAAAUGAUUGCAGCACCAUUUGAAACAUGUUCUGACAGUUUCUAUUUCGUUGACAAUCACCUUGUGAUGCAUAAUAAAGCUGAUUAUGCAUAUAACGGAGGCAUUAAUAAGUGAACAUAUACAGUUCAUUAUUCAAUUGGCACAAUUUAUUGUACACGAAAUGAUACUACACAAAAUUACCUGCAAAAAUUUUGAAACACAAAAUUGUUCGGAAUUUCGAAUAUUGUGUCACUCUAAGUUUAGGUAAACAAAUAUUUUGUUAAUUAUCAAGACUUUUUUAAUCUUUUUGUGGCU